Messenger RNA from Monomorium pharaonis (pharaoh ant), 3625 nucleotides. Its product is annotated as MAM and LDL-receptor class A domain-containing protein 2. Gene Ontology annotation, cellular component: membrane. The transcript has 10 exons. NCBI's taxonomy places the organism in Eukaryota, Metazoa, Arthropoda, Insecta, Hymenoptera, Formicidae. The record is from RefSeq and is a predicted model, not a curated record. The coding region runs from base 1392 to 3140 and encodes 582 amino acids.
AUUAAAACUUUUUACAAUAUUAAUUUAAAAAUUUACAAAAAUUUAUAAUUAAAACUAUAAAAAUUUGUUAUUUUAUGAUGGAAGAAAGAAUGUGUGCAUGGCAUAUAUAUAAGCACAACAUACAUAAAUAUAUACUUUGUCAUGUUGACUAUAAACUAUUAAAGAAUAAAUGAUCAGAAAUUAAUGACAUAUGCUGGGGUUUUAGUAUUUUUUAAAACUAAAAAAAUGAGAUAUUUCCAGUAUAUACGCGACGAAAGAAAAAAAAAAAAAAUAAAUCUGCCUCCUGUGAGGUUUGAACUCACGACCCCUGGUUUACGAGACCAGUGCUCUACCACUGAGCUAAAGAGGCUUCGGAUUACUGUUUGCUUAGAAAGCCAUAAACCUUUUCUCAAUUAGCUAACAAAAAUUAGCUAAUAAAAAUAACUGUUGCAAAGAUAACUCUAUUUAAUUAUGUAAAAUUAUAUUUUAAGAAAUUCUCGAACGCAUUUGUUUACAUAUCCAUCGAUCACGGCGGUUUCAAAAACAGACAAUUUUUUUACUAUUAUAUUUUUUCCUUUUGUUUUCAUAUAUCUGUAAUUAAAAGUAAAUUGCCAUUUAACGAUUUUCUAACAGAAGAUUAGCAAUUGUAUUUUGUUGUAAAAGAAUUUUGUGAACACAGAUAAAGAUGAAAGAGUUCAUUAUUCUCAAAAGUGAAAUCGAAAUGUAGAAGUUAAUGUAAAAGUUUAGUCGGAAAGAAUUUCUGAUCCAAACGAAAGAUGAUACUUCUUCAAUGAAACUGGUGGAUGCUUCAUGGAACUCGGAUCCUUUUGGACUCUGGAUCACGAUCUCGGAUGAUGAAUCGUCAUAGACUUGGACGGACGAAAGGGUCUCCGGGUCGAAAAGUUCGUAUCCCGAAUCAAGAUUAUCGAGUUGGCGCCGGACAUGUUUCGAAGUGCGAAAUGCAAUCUCCAGGGACUUUCCUCAAGGCCUGGCGACGAAGAUAAAAAGCACCGGAAGACGAUAAAAGCUAUCACUCGCGUGCCGAACGGAAACUGUUGUUUCCCGCCCUCCGCUAUAUGGACAAGUGCAGCCCCAAACAAAAGGAUGGAUUCCCUGCUCCCAGUCCUCGCCGUCUCGUGCUUAAUGACGCAAAUCUAAUUUUCUUCUGUGCCGGAAUCUUUCGCGCGUAGCUUCGCAAUCACGCUUAUUGUGUUUAUGAUUAUCGCGUGAAGCGGUGCGUGAAGCCGGAAGUGUUUAAAACCGCGUAAACCAACGUGCUAUUAUUAUCCGACGUAAAGGCGGUGUCCGCGACGUGUUUGCUCUUGAAAUAAGAUACAUCUUUUUAACAUUGUCUCGAAUUAAAACCCUGCAGAUUCCUCGUUAACUCGUUGUGCGCGAAUCCACGCACAUGUAUGUGCGUCUCAUAUAGUUGCGUGAAGAUGAAGUGUUCUUCAAUGAUACUGCUGUUAUUUGCUUUCUUUGGACAGUGCAUUGUUUGCUCUUGGCAGAUACAGCUUCGAUGUCCUAUGGUGAAGCUGAAUAAUGGAAGAGUUCGUAUACGGGCUCGAGGUAGACUCAUGAGAUUUUUAUGUGAUGAUGGAUAUACUCUUGUGGGCAACAAGUAUUCUACGUGCGUACGUGGUCAAUGGGACACACCUAAGCCCGUGUGUGUGAACAGGGGUUGUCCGAUGCCGCCAAAACUGGAUAAUUCAAUUAUGAUACCGAAAUUGCAAGGUGCAAUAUUAAUGUUCUUCUGCGAGCCUAAUUACUCCCUGAUCGGCAGCGCUGAAAUUUAUUGCGAUGGACGUCAGUGGAAUGGAACGAUUCCUUAUUGUCGAGGCGUGAACGUAUCCGCGCCGACAAAAUGCGACUUUGAAAGCCCGGAUCUUUGCUGGUGGGAACAAGAUCCUCAGCAUGAUUUCGAUUGGAAACGUCAUAACUUCGAGACACCGAGUUUACACAUCGGCACCGGUCCGACGCAUGAUCAUACUCUGGGAGCCGGAAAUGACGGCCAUUAUCUUUACAUCGAGGCAUCUGGACGCUUGGUGAACGAUACGGCGAGAAUUAUAUCUCCACUGUACAAUUCUUCAUUGACUGAAUCGGGAUGUUUUUCGUUAUGGUAUCAUAUGUACGGUGCCACGAUCGGUUCAUUGAAUAUAUAUUUCAAGCCGGAGCUUACUGCGCCGCGACUGAUAUUCACCAAAAGUGGAAACCAAGGAAAUCAAUGGUUUCAUGGCAUUUCCAGUCUACCGAAAGUUAACGUCAGCUUUCAGAUUAUUAUAGAAGGAGUGCGAGGUAUCAGUUACGUAAGCGAUAUUGCGAUUGACGAUGUUGCUAUUUUACAAGGGGAUGAGUGUACUGUUAAAAACGAAACUACCGUAACAGUAAGUGAUUACGAUCAAGUCGAAAUAAUUAACGCGCAACAGACCUGUCGGGAUAGAUGCGUUUUGAUCAAUGAAACCAUUAUCUUUCCCGUUCCGACAGAGAGUUUUGGACCGGAGAGUUGCCUUUGCACGAUCGAUUGUGCGGAACGCUCUAUUUGCUGCCCAGAUUACGCUGAAUAUUGCAUACUAGGAAACACAAUAUUUGAUAUUACGACGGAGUCACUAAUUGAAAUUACACCGAUUGCACCGGUGAAGAAUUCUACUCUGACAGGAUUUCCUAUAAAUCCGAAGGACGAUAUUGACCCAAGUAUGCCUAACACGACAAUGUCGACGACCACACGAAGACCCACCACCACAGCACCAAGGCGACCUUCGACUACAACCAAGGCACAAACCAGAAGAACAACGCAAAGAACAACACCUGUGAAGCCAACGCAGCAGGCCGAAACGAAGGAAACGCCAUUCCUACCCAAAGCUUCGACAAUGAAAGACAUAGAACCUCAAGAUCAAUCUGAUGUGCACAAGGAAAUAGAAAAGUAUAUGACAACGAUAACACAAGAUAGAGGGAUCACAAUACCAGAGAUCAUCGCCGCAGUAGGUGCAACUUUGUUUAUCGUAACAAUUGCGAUAGUGAUUUUCUUUAUCAGAAGAAGGAAAACUUACAAAAGAGGAGCGAGCGGUUCAGCGCUCUCAGAAGAUAGUGACGUCCGUUUCUUGACAUCCGAUGAAAUUCUCGACUUUAAUUUAGCCCGACCUACUGAUAACGACGAAAUGUAGCCCUACGUUAUUAAAAUUCCUCCUUUAAAUGGAGUUAAAUUAAAUUGAUUUUUUGAUAAAAUGAUUGAUUAACAAAUUGAUUAAGCGAAUAGAGUCUCGUAGAAAACUCCAUGAAUGGAACAUAAUCGCAGCUGUAUUUUGUUUUUAUUGAUCAUUUCAACUUUUUCAAUUAUUGACGAUAUAAAAUUCUCGAUAUUUUGCUCAUCCAGAGGAAACUAUGUUUCUUUAAGAUAUUAAAAUUAUGUAUAUUUUUGUUUAACUAUUUUAAAAUAAUAAUAAAACUUAACUUUUAUGCUAAUAAAUGUUAUAUAAUAAGAAUAAGUAUUAUAAUAGGGAGUAUUAUAAUAAGAAUAAUAAGUAUUAUUGCGGACUUAUUAUUAUGCCAUUAUAGAAGAUUUUUUAAAAAGGUUAAAUACUACAAAUGCAUGUACAAUUUUAAUUUUUUACAUAUGAAGAAAUUAUAUAAUUUUAUAUAUUAAACUUAU